Setaria italica (foxtail millet) is the source of this 4652-nucleotide messenger RNA. RefSeq names its product abnormal spindle-like microcephaly-associated protein homolog. The coding region runs from base 110 to 4381 and encodes 1423 amino acids. Gene Ontology annotation, cellular component: spindle pole. The transcript has 20 exons. The record is from RefSeq and is a predicted model, not a curated record. Lineage: Eukaryota; Viridiplantae; Streptophyta; Magnoliopsida; Poales; Poaceae. Gene Ontology annotation, biological process: establishment of meiotic spindle localization; spindle organization; mitotic cell cycle. Gene Ontology annotation, molecular function: protein binding.
UCAAUUCCAAUCCCUCUCCCUUCCGGCCUUCCCCUCAAACCUUGCAGAACCUUCACGCAUCCAUGGACGCCCGCUCCCAAACCUUCUAGAGCGUCCAUCUCCGGCCGCCAUGAGCCGCCGCGAGCCCGCCGCCUCCCCCUUCCGCGACCUCUCCAACCUCCUCACCUCGACACCUAACCCCAAGCCCGUCCCCGCCUCGCCGCACUUCUUCACCGCCACCAAAACCCCCCUCCAGGCUUCCACUCCGACGCCGCUCCGCCGCCGGAGGCCCGGCAACGGCACCCCGGCCCCGACACGCUUCGGACGCCACCUCCGCGCGCUCGAGGUUGACCAGUCGCGCUCCGCCCGCCGCGCCGAGUUCGGCCGCGAGCGCGCCCUCCGCGCCUUCGCUGACUCCGCUUCGUCAUGGCUCUCGCUCCUUCUCCGCGACCCCGCCGCCUGCGGCUGCUCCCCGGCGGCCACUGGUUCCACCGCGGCCGCGCGGCCCUGCGCUGUGGGCAAGCGCGACGCGCUCGAUGGAGAGCGGGGGCGUGGGGGGCGCAGCCCGAAGAGGCGCCGCGGUGGUGGUGAUCGCCGCGGGGAGAGGAGGAAGGAGAUGACGCCGACAAUGGUGGCCGCGUUACGGGAUUCUCUGAGGGAGGUGUGCAGCCUGGAGGAUGUCACGGAGAGAAUGGAGAAGUAUAUGAGCAAGGACGCGUGCGAGGAGGUGCUCGUCAUGAUGUUUCAAAUCUGUAAGAACAUUGAUGAUGGCAGACUGAAGAUGAAAGCACAUUGCCCCCUUGCUACUGAUCUUAGGCUCAAAGAGAAAGCAACUAGGAUUUUCAUGUGCUACAAUCCAGAUUGGCUCAGGAUUGGCUUGUAUAUUGUUCUCGGCGGUGAUUCCUUGCUACAGAGUGGAUUAGGAAAACGGGACAAAGAGUUUCACUUUCUAAAACUAAUUCUGGAGAAGCAGAUGUUUUCUCAAAUCAUGACUGCAAAGUCUUCUUCUCACAAGAAGGUGGUCGAAGGGCACCAUGUACAGGGUUACAGUGAAUCAUUGGGCAAUAUCAUACUGAAAAGAAUUUUUCUGUUUGUUGCUGCACUAGACAGAGCCAAAAUAGAAAGUGCUCUACCUCUUGAAGCUGGAAUCGAUGGCCUUGACGGUGGAUCCCCUCUUUUAUUUUAUCACCAAGGCCAAGUAAAAUCUAGUCGGCAAAUCAUCCAGGACUCUUUGGGGGAGGCCAUGCAUGGAGAAGGUGACCUUCUGAUGCACCUCACAACUAUGGGAUAUAAGCUAAAUUAUCAACAGACUGCUCUGUCAGAAUAUGAUUUCACUAUAAGGAGUCUAUUUGAAGAUCUCCAAGAUGGCAUAAUUCUUUGUAGAGUUGUUCAGCUGCUCCUGUCAGAUUCAUCAAUCAUUUUGAAAGUGAUUGCUCCCUCUGAUACAAGUAAGAAGAGGUUGAGUAACUGCACCACUGCUAUACAAUAUAUCAAGCAAGCUCAGGUUCCAUUAUCUGAUUCUGAUGGAGUCACAAUUUCGGCGGAAGACAUCGCUGCUGGGGAUAAAGAGCUUAGCCUUUCAUUGCUGUGGAAUGUGUUCAUCCAUAUGCAGCUGCCAUUGUUAGCAAGCACAUCGCUAGCUCAUGAAUUAACCAGGCUAAGUGUACCUGUAAUGUCAAUGGAACAACGAAUGUCUGAGAACAAGUCACACAUGGGCUUGAUUUACGAUUGGGUUCAUGUGAUAUGCUCAAAAUCUGGCAUAACUGUUGGAAGUUCAUCUCAGUUUGACAGAAGAACACUGAACUGCCUCAUGAACUAUUAUUUGAACAUUGAUAUUUUCCCUCACAAGGAAAGACAAGCUGGAUGCCGAGAGGACUUGUUCACCUGUCAUGAACUUGGUACUUCAACUGAUAUCACCAGCUGUCCAUCCAGCAAGAUGGGGCAAGUACUUGCUGACAUUUUUCAGGACAUUCCAGCUAGUGGUAUCCUAGCUGAUGGUGUAUUAUUUGAUGAGAAGAGUGCCAUUAUUUUGCUAGCUUUCCUAUCUUCACAUCUGACUAAUGACGAAAAAUUGGAUCAACUAAAGGAUUUGAUAAAUAUGAGGUUGGACCACGAGAGCCCGGUGACAAAGAUUUCAGCAAGACAUAGAUCUCGAGGAAAGAAUGGUGUAAAGUAUCAACCUCCUAAGACAGAUAACAAAGAUGGCUCAUAUGCCAUCCAAGAAUGGGCUGCAACUGUUAUUCAGACUCAGGCGAGAAGUCUUAUUGCAAAGAAUAAAUAUUGUAAGCUCAAGAAGGCAAUAUUUAUCCUGCAAGGUGCUAUGAGGGCAUGGUCAGCCGUCACCUUGAAAAGUAACCAUAGUUGUCUAACUAUUUCUGCCUCUACUCCUUGGCAAGCACAUGGAACCUACAACAGAUAUUUCAUUUUCAUAAUGGAAAGGCAUAGAUUUGUGCAUAUGAGAAAAUCUGCCACUAUAAUUCAGCAGGCUGUAAGGAUUUGGAUUAGAGGAAGAAAAAGGCUUGAGAACAAUGAGCCCUUCAAAAGGUAUGAGUUCCCAGAAGGUAAAACUCCAUCCAAAACUAGUAGCAUUGCUCCUUCCCCUCAGGAGCAUUGCAUUGGUGACAAUAAAACCAUAGCUUCAGCCACUCCAUGGCAGCAUUGCGAGCAUGCAGAUACAUCGCAGGCUUCUGCUGCUCAUAGUCUUUGUUUUGAUGGCAUGGACAGUCUAGGUUCAACCACUUCUCCAUUGAGUAUGUUUGAGAGUAACUGUAAAAGUACUGCUAGCUCUCAGUUGUGCGAGGUUGAGACGUCCAACGUAAUUUCUGUCAGUAAGCUUGUGAGUGAGGAUGAAAUGGACUGUGGCAGUAAUAUUUCUUCUCAAGCAUUCUUUGAGCAUGGAUCGCUUGUAUCUACGAGGAUUGAUUUACCUGUUCGCAAGGAAUCAGUGGCUGCUCAGAGGAUACAAUCUGCAUAUAAGGAAUCAGUGGCUGCUCAGAGGAUACAAUCUGCAUAUAGAAGAUUCUUGUACAACAGAAACUUAAGGAUAACUGCUGCAAUUAAAAUCCAGAGCCAUUGGCGGUGUUAUUCUGUACGCAACUCCUUCACAAAGCAAGUUCGGAAUAUUGUAGGAAUCCAGACCUCAAUAAGACUGUCCUUGCACCAUCGGGCUUGUCAGUGCCACCAGCUCUCUGCAGUACUGGUUCAACGAUUUGUCAGAGGAUGGUUAGCAAGAAAAAGACUGUUAGGUUCUUCUUUGCUGCAAACCUACAUAAUACUUGACCAAAGUCAACAGAGAAAAUGUCAUCAAAGCCUUGAGUUAAAGAUUGUGCUACAUUCAGUCAUAAAGCUGCAAAGAUGGUGGAGGAAGUUCCUGUUGCAUCAGUCUGUCAGAACAUCUGUUAUCUCAAUUCAGUCUUUUGUCCGUGGUUGGUUGGCCCGGAAGCAACUAAAUCGGAUAUUCUGCUGCGUCAACAUCAUUCAAAGAUGGUGGCGAAAGGUUUUGUUCCUUGAAUCAAGGAAGCGAGCGGUGACUGUUAUCCAGACACAUUUCCGUAGUUGGGUCGCACAACAAGAUGCUAUUAGAACUAGAAACUGUAUUACUACAAUACAGAGAUGGUGGAGAAAGGUUUUGUUCCUUCAAUUGAGGAAGCGAGCUGUGAUUGUUAUCCAGGCUCAUUUCCGUGGUUGGGCAGCCCGACAAACUGCUUCUAGAACUAGAAAAAGUAUUAUUAUAAUACAGUCAUAUGUCAAAGGCUACCUGGUGCGGAAAGCUUCAAAGCAAGAAGUUGCUCAUAUAAGAUCUAGACUGCAGAAGUCUUCUGCACUAGUUGAUGAUAGUAUGCGCCUGAUCAACAGACUGGUGGCUGCACUGUCGCAGCUCCGUCACUCUAGGAGCACACGCAGCAUUAGACAAACUUGCACAGCAUUGAGUACUGCUACAGAGUAUUCCAAGAAAUGCUGCGAGACACUAGUCACUGAUGGAGCCGUAGACAUAUUGCUGAAGCAAAUCCACUUGCUGAACCGUGGGAUUCCUGACCAGGAAGUCUUGAAGCAAGUGUUCCUUACUCUCAGGAACAUUGCACGCUAUCCGCAUCUUAGGCAGGUGUUAGUCAACAUUCCAGAAUCAGCUGAAAUCAUCUUCCAGGAAUUACUGAGGAACAAAGCAGCCGUGUUCUUCAUAGCGUCUGACAUUCUGAAGAAAUUAUGUGAAUCCAAGGAAGGCCAUGAAACCGCCCGGGCACUGCAUCACCACAUCAAAAGGCUGCGAAGUCUGGUGCAAGACCUGGAAAAGAAGGUGGACCUGGACAAGAGGAAUGGCCGCACUGGAGCCGUGAAGGAGAACAAUCUACGGCAGCUUCGGGAGGCUGCCACGCUCUAUCAUCUCCUCACUUGUGAUACUUAACGCGUCGGAGAUAAAGCUGGCUGAGAGACUAUGCCCUGCCGUUUUCUGUACGAUCAUCUAGUCUUGGAAGCUUUUCCUGUAAAAGAAUCUUGUAGGUAGCCAGGAGCUUGUAGUGUGGGCUUUUGCAAGUUCUGUUGCGGGCUUUGGUGUGUGAUUGUUUUGUGUCUGUGUGGCAAAUGUGAGGAUCAUCGGCUUGAUGUGUCAUGUGUUGGAUGAACUGCCUUGCUUGCUGGAACCGCAGAGAAAUCGUCGGCUUCGGCUUGUUCAUGCA